Papaver somniferum (opium poppy) is the source of this 1044-nucleotide messenger RNA. Its product is annotated as zinc finger MYM-type protein 1-like. Bases 1 to 1044 code for a protein of 347 amino acids. The record is from RefSeq and is a predicted model, not a curated record. Lineage: Eukaryota; Viridiplantae; Streptophyta; Magnoliopsida; Ranunculales; Papaveraceae. The transcript has a single exon.
AUGGGAAGUAGCAAUUCUGUACACUUCACAUCUGUAGAAGCAGGUGAGAAUUUAAAGAAUCCACGACAACAUAUUUCCACUAUUAUCCAUACGCAGUCGAUAGAGAUUAUACGGAGAAACAAGUUAAGAUUCACAAUAUUGGUUCAAUGUGCCCUGUGGUUAGCUUUUCAGCAAUGUCCUUUUAGAGGACACGAUGAGUCGAAAAAUUCAAAGAACCGUGGUAAUUUUCUUGAGAUGGUUAGAUUUUCCGCCACACUCAAUGACAAGGUGAAAGAGGUUGUCCUAGAAAAUGCUCCCAAAAAUUCUACUUAUACGUCGCCUGCUAUUCAAAAAGAGAUUUUGAAUACUGUUUCUAACGAAAUCAGAGACAAGAUUCGUGAAGAAAUUGGAGAUAGGAAAUAUUGCAUACUUGUGGAUGAAUCUAAAGAUGCUUCAGAUAAAGAGAAGAUGGUGCUAGUUUUGAGGUAUGUGGAUAGUGAUGAGUAUGUUCAAGAACGUUUUUUCUAUAUUCAACGUGUGAAAAACACUUGUGCCGUAACUCUCAAAAAAGGUAUAACUGAUAUUCUUAAUCGUUAUAAUCUUCCCAUUGAAAACAUGCGAGGACAAGGUUAUGAUGGUGCUAACAAUAUGCGAGGUCGAGUGAAUGGAUUAAAAGCUUUGUUUCUUAAAGAUUGUAAAUAUGCAUACUAUGUUCAUUGUUUUGCACAUAGGCUACAGUUAGCUCUUGUUCACACAGCUGAAAAAAACGGUAGACUUUGGGACUUCUUUUCAAUGUUAAAUAAUAUUGUUAAUCUUGUCACUGCUUUUUCACUGCGUUUAGGAUCUUUCCAAGAUGCUCAAGAAGAUGAUAUUAACCAAAGGUUGGCUAAUGGUGAUCUUGAGACAGGUAGAGGGGCUAAUCAAAUAGGUACGUUGCCACGAGCUACUGAUACUCGCUGGAUUUCUCAUUAUGGUUCUGUAUGCAGUUUGAUUGAUAAGUUUGAUGCAGCUUAUACAACUAUGAAGAUAUUAGUACAAGUGAUCCUAACGAGACAUGUGGGGUAG